AUGUGGAUGUCGUUAUCGGCCCGUCGUUCGUCGGCCCAGCUUGUGCCCACGACACUGCGUUCUACUGGUCCUACACGUCGCUCUACAAUCUUGUCGAUUACCCCGGUGUAG
This is a messenger RNA of Fusarium odoratissimum NRRL 54006, 111 nucleotides long. RefSeq lists its product as uncharacterized. Lineage: Eukaryota; Fungi; Ascomycota; Sordariomycetes; Hypocreales; Nectriaceae. The coding region runs from base 1 to 111 and encodes 36 amino acids. The transcript has a single exon. The record is from RefSeq and is a predicted model, not a curated record.